AUGGCAACCCGUCGGCAGACAGACGACGAGAGGAUGAGGUCUGACAGACAGCUGGUGGGACCGCGGCCUGCCCCGCUGGUUGAUGGGUUGGGAUACUGUGAAGGACAGAUGCCGGGUCAUGCGAUGUUGCCGCGGUGGUUGCGGCGGUGCUGUGCGGGGCUGGGGGCUGGCGGAUGGCUACUCCUAGCGGUACUGGCGGACUCCAUCGCGGGGUGCCCCGAGGUGUGCCAGUGUGCGGACAGGACGGUGCACUGUGUGGGGAGGGGGCUUUCACACGUACCCAACAGUAUCCCAGCAGACACCACGCGGCUGUAUCUCCAGAGUAACAAGAUUACGGAGCUGCGCAGCCGGUCCCUCAGGCAUGCACAGGGCAUCUUCCUCCUCAACCUCAUGAACAACCAGCUGAGGAACGUCGGGAUCGAGUCGGAGGCACUGGAGCAGAUGGGCAACCUGCGGGGGUUGUACCUAUCCGGGAACAACCUCAAUUACUUCCCACGAUGGAAUCUUCCUUACUUGGAGUACCUGGAUCUAUCGAACAAUGACAUGCGGGACAUCCCGCCUCGCUCACUGGACAGGUUCCACUACCUGAAGGAGCUCUUCCUGAGAAACGUCGGCAUCAGCCGCCUGAGCAGAGACUCUCUGUACGGUCUGAAAAGCCUGGAGGGAAUUCGUUUGGAGUACAACAAACUGAGAAGCAUUCCCACGGACGCCUUACAGAGAGUCACCUCUACAUUGAAACGGUUGUGUUUAAGAGGAAAUCCCAUUGGUAGUUUGGAUCGUAAUUCCUUUAAGAACCUAAUUCGCGUGGAAUACUUGGAUAUAGGAAACACAGACAUUACGCAUCUAGGUAAGGAGGUGUUCACGCCGUUGCCUCGGUUGAUGACUCUACUGCUGUCGGGGAACUCUAGGCUGAAGUUUCUGGCACCGGACGCUUUCACGUCAGCGCCACUGUUGAACUACCUUGCCUUGGACGCCUGCGGCUUCGAAUCACUAUCUCCUCGCGUUCUGACGAAUAUUCCCAAACUGGACUACAUCAUUGGAUGA
Messenger RNA from Branchiostoma floridae (Florida lancelet), 1044 nucleotides. RefSeq names its product decorin-like. The transcript has 5 exons. The record is from RefSeq and is a predicted model, not a curated record. Lineage: Eukaryota; Metazoa; Chordata; Leptocardii; Amphioxiformes; Branchiostomatidae. Bases 1 to 1044 code for a protein of 347 amino acids. Gene Ontology annotation, molecular function: protein binding.